Molecule: messenger RNA, 1290 nt
Organism: Bactrocera oleae (olive fruit fly)
Lineage: Eukaryota; Metazoa; Arthropoda; Insecta; Diptera; Tephritidae
Product: small lysine-rich protein 1
Source: RefSeq, a predicted model, not a curated record
AAGUGGACAUGCUUUCUUAAAAAUUAUGUGGUUUAGCACUGAAUAUGUAUGGAAUUGGUAUACCUUAAUCCAAACCUCAUAUUCCUAAUAUAAUCAAUUCCGAUCUUCUGGUUGACCUUUUGUACAUCUAAACUUAUGCAAUAUAUUGAUUAAAUUUAGUAUCUUCAGUUAAGUAUACAUAUAUAUCAUAUUUCUAUUUGAGGAUGAUUUUAAUAUAAUUUUCGCUGACGGGAAGUCAUAUAUAAUUAUUAAACUAUGUUAGUAUAUCGUUUGCAACAUUUCUUAAAAUAAAGUUUUGCCAACACCUGAAGUUAUUUCGGUUACACCCGAACUUAGUUUUCCAAAACUCCUUUUUUGUUUUCCAAUAUUUGCAGGGAGAUUCUGGCGGACCACUGCAAUUGAACCUAAUGCGUAAAAAUAGGAAGCAUUUUCGCUACUAUUUAAUCGGAAUGACCUCGUAUGGCGAGUUUUGUCGCAGCGCAUAUCCGGGAGUUUACACGCGUGUUUCGUCGUAUAUUGAAUGGAUCACAUCGGUUGUUUGGCCAGAUGACUACGACAGUUAUUUUCCAGAACAAUUACAAUAGUUGGGCAACGACAUGCAGCAAAUAUGAGUAAACAUUUUCUUUACUCAAUGUUACUAAGGAAAUGUACAGUUGUUUAUUAAGUCAAUACAAGUAAUUUUUUAGAUCAUGUUUUAACGCUGCUGUUUCUGAUUUGGAAUCAUUAUAAAUUUAUUUUUGCAAAUGGGUGGGAAAGGCAAGAAGAAACGUAAUAGCAAAGAUUCCUCUUCCAGCAAUAACGGUAACGGGGAGGAGGGGGAGAAGAAAAAAGAUGGUAAGAAGAAGAGCAGCGGCAGCAAAUCGCUGGGUUGUGACAUCUUCAAUGAUGUAGCCAUGGAGAAUGCCUACUAUGUGUGUCACAAUGUGCAGGAUUUACUCAAAACACGUGGUUUUGCUUGGCCCGAUGGACAAAAGAAGAAGAAAAAGGGCAAACGUUAAAGACUUAUUUAUACAUAAGUAUAUUUUUAGUGAAUCUAUGUUAAACGAACUAAAAAAACAUUUAUUUUAUUAUUAAAAUGUAUUAAUUUAAGCUUCCAAGCCUCUAGUUUUGAGGGCUAUAAUUUAACGGCGACCAUACAUAUAUAUGUAUGUAUAUAUAAACAUACCUACCAAAAGAUAUUGUUGUUGUACACACAAUGUCUACAACUUUUAGCACCGACAGCCGUUUGCUGUCUGCCGACGCAAAAUGCUCCCACACCGCCCACUCAAAGCCAACAAAAAAACAAACAAC